GGAAACUUAUAUAUAAUUUUUCAUUUCAUUCUCAUCUCAUUCCAUUCCAUCCAAAUGAACAAAGCCUUAUAGAUUGUCCAUUGAAACGAAUAGAGAACACAGAGUCUCAACUACUUUGUGCAACUAGAAGUGACGUACAACUAGAAGUGGCCGGAAAUUAAAACUGGGGUUGGUAAGCUGUAACACCAAUUAUCAGUUUAACACUUUAACCACACAUUUACAAUCACGCAUCUAAUCAAUGCUUGUCGUCCGAGGAUUGUUUCUGUUCUUCAUUUUCAUAAGCAGGCCUAUAUAGCUGCAAGCUGCUACAAUAUGUACUUGAAUCUACUAAUCAUAAUUGUGAGGAUAUAAGGGCGAAUGUCAUUCCAUACAAACAAGCAGAAAAUUUAAAAAGGCAAUGAGCAACUCAGAAAAGGUCUCUGGCCAUUUAGAGCCAUGGUCUAGUCUAAAAGGAAAGGUGGUGCUCAUAACUGGUGCAUCAUCAGGUUUCGGAUGGGAAUUCAGCAUUGACCUUGCUAAGGCUGGCUGCAAGGUGAUCACAGCAGCUCGACGCCUGGAUCGACUCAAAUCUCUAUGCCAACUCAUAAACAGCUUUCAAUCCAGCUCCUGUGAUACUCCUCUUGCAGUGCCUCUCCAGCUUGAUAUCACAGCUGACCCUUCAGUCAUCGAGGCAGCUAUUCAACAAGCCUGGAGAGCCUUUGGCUACAUUGAUAUUUUGAUUAACAAUGCUGGAGUUAGGGGAACGACAAGUCCAGCACUAAAUCUAAGCAACGAGGAAUGGGAUAGAGUGUUCAAAAUAAACUUAGAUGGAGCCUGGUUAUGUUCAAAAUACAUAGCCAUAUGCAUGCGAGACGCUGAAAGAGGGGGAUCCAUUAUCAACAUUUCAAGUAUAUCCGGACUAAACAGGGUUAAAGGUACUGGAACUCUUGCUUACAGUUCGUCCAAAGCAGCCAUGCACACCAUGACCACAGUAAUGGCACUCGAAUUUGGGGCACACAAUAUCAGGGUGAACGCAAUAGCACCCACCAUAUUUCGAUCAGAAAUUACAAAGGGACUUUACGAACAGAAAUGGCUCCCUGGUGUUCUCAGUAAAAUCAUGCCACUGCCAUUUUUGUAUGAUGCUUCAACAAACCCGGCAAUAACAGAAUUGAUUCGAUACUUGAUCCAUGACUCAUCAAAAUAUGUUACAGGAAACAUUUUUAUCGUAGAUGCUGGGGGUACUCUUCCUGGACUUCCUAUAUGGUCUUCCCUCUAAUAUUCAGAUCAAGUAUUGGUGUGUUAUUUAUAUCUUGAAAGCCAGUGUCUUCAAAUCAUUACAAGUGUAAUUCCGUAAUCUCUUUCAUUAUAUCAAGCCAUACAAAAUUCGAUUAGCUUGUGUUCAUUUGUGUUUUGUAUGCUACACUGAAGUCAGUGCUCAGACUAUUAUAAAUAGUCUUUCCCUGGUUUGUUACA
Molecule: messenger RNA, 1452 nt
Organism: Daucus carota subsp. sativus
Lineage: Eukaryota; Viridiplantae; Streptophyta; Magnoliopsida; Apiales; Apiaceae
Exons: 2
Coding region: 398-1255 (285 amino acids)
Molecular function (GO): oxidoreductase activity
Source: RefSeq, a predicted model, not a curated record